Xylona heveae TC161 is the source of this 1047-nucleotide messenger RNA. RefSeq names its product DUF962-domain-containing protein. The record is from RefSeq and is a predicted model, not a curated record. The transcript has 4 exons. The coding region runs from base 196 to 780 and encodes 194 amino acids. Gene Ontology annotation, cellular component: endoplasmic reticulum. Lineage: Eukaryota; Fungi; Ascomycota; Xylonomycetes; Xylonales; Xylonaceae. Gene Ontology annotation, biological process: sphingoid catabolic process.
UUCUUUCCCCAGUUCCCGCUCCCGCUUCUGCUGCUGCGUAUAUCCCUUAUCCAUUUGAUACGUCCGAACACGCACUAGAUAUUCUUUUUCGCUUUGAUAAAGAUACAGUCUUGAGAGUGAGCCUCAUUUUUGAGGCAUCUUCCGCGGUUCUGCACAGUUUAUGGCGAUUUGAUCUUGGUCGCCUAUCAAGGUAUCAUGUCGCUCAAUCUGGAGAAGCAGCUUCUAUUCUAUGGGUCUUACCAUCAUCAUCCAGUCAACGUCGGUAUUCAUAUAACAUGCGUGCCGCUGAUUUUGAUGACGGCCUUUCUCUUUGGCACGAAUACCCCAUCUUUGCCUCUACCAGACUGGCUCGUCAUUGACAGCCUUCCACCAAAUUUAGGCGUUAUAUCCUCCAUAGUAUAUGCUGCUCUUUAUAUAUUAAUGGAACCAGUUGCCGGAGGCCUUGCAGCACCACUCCUGGUUGGUGGUGCUGCAUAUAUGAACAAGCUCACAUCAACGUACGGCAUGACUGCCAACUACUGGGCUCUGGGAGUCCACAUUGUUGCAUGGAUCGCUCAGUUCAUUGGGCAUGGCGCUUUCGAAGGAAGGGCGCCAGCUUUAUUGGAUAAUUUGGUCCAAGCGUUGUUCUUGGCACCCUUUUUUGUGUGGCUCGAGGUUCUCUUCUUCCUUGGAUAUCGACCGGAGCUUAAAGGGAGACUGGACAAGGCUGUCGAGCAGGAAAUCACCAAAUUCAACAAAGAGAAGGGAGCGAAGGCCAAUGGCACCAAUCCCGAGUAUUGAAGAAAGCGAGGUCAUAAUUGGUGCCGUCAUGACUUAACAUGAUCCUCAAGAGGGCGAGUAUGUAGAGAAUUAUAAUGUUGUAAGUGGAUCGAUGCAAAUAGUAAAUAAUUGUUGAGGGAAAUGCAUUGCGGCUUGAUCAAUAGUACUUGUAGGGGUAGAAGGAAGCGUGGGUUUAUGCAGAGGAUCAAGAUUAGUCGCAAGCGAUGCGAUAUCGAAGAGUUGUUCCUGUUCUCUAUCGUCUAUAUAUAAUGAUAUUUUGAGAUCUCC